UUUGUCUGAACUUGACCUACAACUAUGGUUGUAAAACAGGUUUCUUCUUUGAAAGUAGAUGUAUGCCAUUGAAGCAAAAGUCCCUAGAACAAAUUACUUAUUCCCUAUGAUGUUUGAGGACUCGUAUAAUGAAGUAACUUCCGUUUUUAACAUUAAUAUGUAUAUAAUACCCACGAAUUACGUUUGUAUUGCAUUCGCCAUCGUUCGAGCCAAAUUGCAUCUACGUACGAAACAAAUUUGCAUGAUCGAUGUAUUAUUUAAAACCAGAAUUUCUUUCAUCGAAGUUUCGUUGGGUAACAUGGCGGCGUGCACGUGUCGUCUGCAAUUCUCCGUUGAAAGCGAUUGUCAGACAUUCGAUAGCCAUCGCCUCGCGGCUCUCGGACGAUACACGACGUUAUCAGGGGGAACAAGGGCAUUCUUUCUCGUGGAAAAUGUGUGGUGAUGGAAGGGUGCUGUCCGACAAAGAGAAGCCAUAAAGAGUGGCGACGAACGGUGAAAAAAGAACGUCGCAGACGUCUGCGUCGCAAGGCGGCCGCCGAGCGGGAAGCGGAUGCGGAACGACUGGCGGCAGCACUUGAAAGGAGCGCGGACUAUUUGAAUUGGAUCAAAGAGCGCGAGGUCGCGGAAACGGAAAAAGAACAGAAAGAAAAGGAGGAGCACAUCGAACGAGAGAAACUUUGGUUGGAGGAGGAGGUAAAAGCGCAGAAGGAAUGGCAAAUAUUGCAAGAACGAAAGCAGAAAGCCCGACAGCAGCAGUUGGAGCAGGAGAUGAAAAUUCGACAGGAGUUCGAGGCGAAACAGGAAGCGAUUCGCAAGAAACAGGAGGAGGAGAAACGUAAGAGAGAGGAGGACAUUAGAAAGCGGGAACAGUUACUGAAGGAGAUUGAUGAUUACAUCGAUAAUGGGAUCAAGACUCCGGAAGCUCUGCGCGAAGUCAUCAACAGUCAACCUGGAAAAGAGCUUUGCCCCUUUUUCACGAAGACGGGUGCUUGCAGAUACGGCGAUACCUGUUCGAGGAACCACCGAAGAGUAUGUUUGAGCAAGGUGAUACUAGUUCCUGGUUUUUACACGCACUUUUCCCUGGAAAAGAAUUCCGCGGAGUACGACACGGACGUGGCUCUAGAAUUCGAGAGUUCAGAAACGCGGCAACAUUUUCGCGAAUUCUACAAGGACGUCGUUCCGGAACUCGAAUCGUUCGGAAGAAUAAAGACUCUCAAGUACUGUUGCAACACCGAGGUUCAUUUGCGGGGCAAUCUGUACGUCGAGUACUAUACCGAAAGGGAGGCAGCAAGGGCUAUGAGAAAGUUGAAAGGUCGCUGGUACGCUGGCCGGCAACUGAACUGCGAGUUUGCCAACUUGAAGUCAUGGAGAAGCGCCGUUUGUGGAAUGUCAAAAUGCCCGAAAGGGAGAGCGUGCAAUUUUUUGCAUACAUUUAAGAAUCCGCACGACGAGUACGAUAUCAAGAGUCCGCCUAGGUGGGCGAAACAGUCGGCUUCGUCAUCUCAGGAAGUUACCAGCAGCAGAAGAAGCGAGCACAGGAGCAAAUCGAAAUGGGAGGAAGGCAGCGAUACGGAGGAUGGGAAAAACUGGAGAUGGUCCGAGUCUCCUGAGCCCGAGCCUCAGCGUACGAGGAACACCGAAAAACGGCAUCGUCGUUCCGACGAAAACAUAGAGUAUCGACAGAAAUCCACGCGCGACAAAGCACACGAUCAAUCUGCCAAGGGAAAGCUCACCGAAAACGUAGACACGCCGGUCAAACGUCGACGAUCGAGUUCCAGGAAGCACUUCGAAGACGAAAACAAAGACGACGACGUUUCGAACGGUCGCGAGUACUCGAGAAAGUACUCCAAGAAAUAUCAAAGAAGAAGAGAGACGGAGGACGACUACGACGAAUCGAAAUCGUCGAGGCAUUCUUCUAGAAGAUACUCGAAAACCGACGACAAAAGUUACCGUUCGAAAAGUCAUAAGCUCUCGAACAAGUAUUCGGGGAGAGAGAAGGACGGUCGUGAGAAAAUUAAGCAGAAAUCGAGAAAUCGUCGUGAUCUUUCCGAAGAUUCUUCGAGGAAAAAACGCAAGAAGAACUCCGACACUUUCGACACCGAAGAAACUGACGACACGAAAGAUCCACCGCGUUUGAAGUCCAAGUGGGACAAAGAGAAUUCUGAACAAAUUAGUUCAAACGGUACGGAGUCCUCCGAUACGGAUUCCUCGAGCGCAACCGAAGAUAAGAAGACGGAAAGAUCGAGGAGAUCAAAGAAAAAUUCUGCGGAACACUCGGACUACGAAUGGGCCACUACGGAUUCCGAAAACGAACAUAAAAUCAAAGAGAAAUAAUAAAGUGGACGUUUGUUUGAACAAUUUGUAGUUGUGCUUAAAAACUUGUCGCGCACAAGAAACCGAUGUAAUUAGUGUAAUUAUAUAAGAAAG
Molecule: messenger RNA, 2427 nt
Organism: Colletes gigas
Lineage: Eukaryota; Metazoa; Arthropoda; Insecta; Hymenoptera; Colletidae
Product: U2 small nuclear ribonucleoprotein auxiliary factor 35 kDa subunit-related protein 1
Exons: 4
Coding region: 442-2334 (630 amino acids)
Biological process (GO): mRNA splicing, via spliceosome
Cellular component (GO): U2AF complex; spliceosomal complex
Molecular function (GO): metal ion binding; pre-mRNA 3'-splice site binding
Source: RefSeq, a predicted model, not a curated record